Ciona intestinalis (vase tunicate) is the source of this 2068-nucleotide messenger RNA. NCBI's taxonomy places the organism in Eukaryota, Metazoa, Chordata, Ascidiacea, Phlebobranchia, Cionidae. The record is from RefSeq and is a predicted model, not a curated record.
UUAACAACGUGUGAAGCAAAGAGGACGGUCUGUGUUUUUCAGAAAGAUUUUAAGUGUUGAAUGGCACUUAACGAAUCGAUGAAGUUCGGUGAUGGCCGAUUUUGACUAACGUGUCACUCGCUAAACGCACGAUCGCUUGCUGGACACAUAUUGCAGCUGAAGUUUAAAACAAAGCAAGUAGCAAAUAACUGCUACCCGACACUUAGGAUGAACUGAGCUGGUUAAGAUGGCGAAAAAGAAAUCAAAGAAGGGAAAACAGGCGACCAACGGUGACCCGAAACCUGCAGGUCAAAUUCAGGAGACUGUUGAUAGGGAAAAGAAAAGUAACAGACCAUCAACACCGACGUUUUCAAAAUACCGUGGAAUACUGGUCGCAAGUUUGGUUUGUAUGAUAGCUGUCGCGAUCGCUGUUUUUACUUCAACAACAACGAUAACGAGCACACCACAAAUUAAAGUCGUUUAUGAAGAACCAAUUUACCUUGAUCCAAAAUCAGAAAGCAGUGAACGGGAAUUUGAAAAUUUUUCUGAUGUCGGCGUGAAAGAGGAAGACAGAAGACAAAAGGAAAAAGAUGACAACGGAGGAGUAAUAGAUGCUCCUGCGGAAGACGAUCAAGAUGUGCACGGAGUACCAAGAAUCGAGGAAGAGGAGACUCAGGAAAAUUUAAGCGAUGACGAAACAGACGAUACCUCGCACCCAAACGGAGAUGAAAUUACUGAUAGUGGUGAUUUUGUCGUGGAGGAGAAAGAUCGCAGGUCGGAUGUUGGAAUCAAGGUUAGUUCCGAUAAAUUGGAAGAUGCGAUGGAAGGUUUAGAUUCUUUGGAAACGAAAGUGGAGGUCAAGAAGAAAGAGGAAGAAAAAGAAGAAGAAGAAUGGAUUGAGAAGGAAACUCCUGAGAAAGUAAAACAAGUUUUGGAGUUUCCACUCAAUAAGAAUAAAAAAGAGAUUUUGGGCUCCGUGCAAGAGCACGAAAAAAGAAAUUACGAAAAAGAGUUUAAAGAGAAUGCUGUGGACAUACCGGAAGAUAAUGAAAAGAUGUUGCAACCAGAAGAUGAAGAUGGAACAGUGAAACUAAACAAAAAUAUCAAUCAGGUGACGCCGAAAAACGUAGUCGCCGUGGAACAGGUGGAUACUACUAAUGGCAAUGGCAGCUUAUUAAACAUUGAAAAUAAUGCAACCUCUAAAAUUCCAAAUAUAUCUGAAAGUGCCACUGAGUCUGAGGUAUCCGAAGAUGUUAUAAAAACAGAGGAUACAGCAGAGCAGAAGGAAAAUGAUAAAUCCUUUGACAAGCCGACUGUUAGUCCAGCAGCAGUCGAUAAAUUAGCCGACCAGAAUUUGACGGUAAUAGUUGACAAAUUGGUAAAAGCACACCCCAGAGACAUUAAGAAGUUAGAACUAACAUUGCCAACGGCCGACAGUGAACCUCGUACAAAGAAGCAAAAAUCUUUAGACGCUAAUUACAUUAAAGUUACUGACGGUGUUAUGAAAAUGGUGCUGGAUAAAGGAUCAGGUAGCUUACCUAGGCCUGGUGACGUCAUAAGCAUGCAUUGUGUCGGUUACCUGGACGAAAAUCCACCCGUUCAGUUUUGGAGCACGCGAGAACUUGGACAGAGGAUAUUUUCAUUUGCUGUUGGCAAGAAACAAGUUAUUAAAGGUUGGGAUGAAGGCGCGGCUUCGAUGAAGCUUAGAGAAAAAAGCAGAUUAAAAAUCGAAGCUAAGAAGGCAUACGGGGUGUUUGGGUUCGAAGCGUGGGGAAUACCACCCAACUGCGACAUUAUCCUCGAACUAGAAGUGGUGAGCAUUAGGAGAAUGAGACAACUGUGACGACAACAUAUAAACAAAACUCACGCCACACCAUGUUACGUUAUGUACAAACAUGGGCGUUGCUGGAUGCUCAUAUGAUUAACCUCGUAUUUAGAUAAAGUUGGUGAAAACUGUUCUUUGUAUCUUUCGAUUUCGUGGUCGUGCCUGUUUUCUCUUCAAUAAUAAGCGCCCAUGUUUAAGCAUACUGGUAGUUACAUUAUGGACGGAAAACAAAAAAUUUGUGGCAAUAAAGUGAAACUAAUAUAA